AUGGCAUCAAAAGAAAAACACACUUUUUAUUAAGAGCCUAGUUUUUAAUUCUUCGUCAAGAAAGGCCUAAUAAAAUAGAACAAUAGAGGAUAGGUCUUUCCUAUUUUCACAUAUCGUGUUAAUAGUCAACCGUCCCAAUCAAAAUAUAUUGAACUUAAAGUAUUUCCCUCAAAGAUUGCAAAGAGAUCAAAAUUCCAAUAAGAUAGUCCAUCUCCUUUUGUGAUUACAAAUAUACCAAAAAAAAAUACGGUUUACCAGUCAUACAUUGACAACAUAGUUAAGAGAAAAUUGAAGGAUAAACCAGAAAGUCCUAAGAAAUACUGCAAUUCUAUACAUGAAAUUUAGGGGAAACAAAUUGAAACUGUAAAAGACUGUUUCCUUCCCAAACUCCAAUGUCUAAAUAGCAAACCGUAGAGGUUGAAGUAUCGUCAUUCGUUGCCAAAACAAGAUAUCUAUACUGAACCUAAUCCUGAGCAAGAUCCUUCAGAUAGAUUGUAACCAUGGGAUUCAAGUUAAAAAUCAUUUACUCUCUAAUGA
Messenger RNA from Paramecium octaurelia, 537 nucleotides. The record is from the annotation of a GenBank genome assembly. Lineage: Eukaryota; Ciliophora; Oligohymenophorea; Peniculida; Parameciidae.